AUGGCUCCCCAACAGCCAUCCUUCCAAUCCGCCCUCCUCGCCGGCGCCCUCGCUGGAGCCACCGUCGACCUCUCCCUCUUCCCCCUCGACACCCUCAAGACCCGCCUCCAGUCCUCCGCCGGCUUCUUCCCCUCGGGCGGCUUCUCCGGCAUCUACCGCGGCAUCGGCUCCGCCCUCGUCGGCUCUGCCCCCGGCGCAGCCUUCUUCUUUUGCACCUACGAGACGGCAAAGAGCUUCUUCGGGCAGCGCAUACGUGGCAGUCAUAGCAGCGGCAAUGAUAACGGGCGGACGUGGGUGCCCGCAGACGCCCUGACGCACAUGCUCGCCUCCAGUCUGGGCGAAAUCGCCGCCUGCUCCGUCCGCGUGCCCACAGAGGUCGUCAAGCAGCGCGCCCAAGCCGGCCACCACGGCGGCUCCUCCGCCCAGGCGCUGGGCCACAUCCUGAGCCGGUACUCUGCCCCCGGAGGCAGCCUGGCAGCAGUAUGGCGCGAGCUGUACCGCGGCUGGGGCAUCACCAUCUUCCGCGAGGUGCCCUUCACCGUGAUUCAGUUCCCGCUGUGGGAGGGCAUGAAGGCCUGGGGCCGGAAGCGCCGCGGCGACGGCAAGGACGUGUCGGCGGGAGAGAGUGCACUGUACGGGAGUCUGGCGGGAGGCGUGGCGGCUGCUUCGACGACGCCGCUCGACGUGCUCAAGACGAGAGUCAUGCUGUCCAAGGAGCGGGUUUCGGUGGGCGAAGUGUUCCGACGCAUGGCGCGGGACGAGGGCGUGCGGCCCUUCUUCGCUGGCAUUGCGCCGCGUGUGACGUGGAUAUCCAUUGGCGGCGCGAUAUUCUUGGGGAGCUACCAAUGGGUCAUCAACACUAUGAACAGCAUAAGCUCAUAA
Trichoderma virens Gv29-8 is the source of this 882-nucleotide messenger RNA. RefSeq lists its product as uncharacterized. Gene Ontology annotation, cellular component: mitochondrial inner membrane. Bases 1 to 882 code for a protein of 293 amino acids. The transcript has a single exon. Gene Ontology annotation, biological process: transmembrane transport. Gene Ontology annotation, molecular function: S-adenosyl-L-methionine transmembrane transporter activity. NCBI's taxonomy places the organism in Eukaryota, Fungi, Ascomycota, Sordariomycetes, Hypocreales, Hypocreaceae. The record is from RefSeq and is a predicted model, not a curated record.